Molecule: messenger RNA, 886 nt
Organism: Larimichthys crocea (large yellow croaker)
Lineage: Eukaryota; Metazoa; Chordata; Actinopteri; Sciaenidae
Exons: 3
Coding region: 11-886 (291 amino acids)
Source: RefSeq, a predicted model, not a curated record
CCAGAGAGUGAUGUCAUGGACAUGCCAGAGGGUCUGGUUUGCUGAUAGUCCUCGAUGGCUGGAUAAACUGCCAAAGAGGUUUGCAAACAUGGUGCCAGCGUUCCUGACAUACAAAAAAGCCAUCUGCAAGUCUGUGCUUCAUGAGCUGAGGCGCACUGGCAAGUCACCUUCCGACAUGGCGAAACAGGUGAAUGAGCUGAUGCACCUCAAGUAUGAACAAGCACAUCUGUCAUACCUUCACAGCAUUCAGAACAUCUGGGAUGCUGAGGCGGGGGCUUAUGGGCAGAAAACCCUUAGUCACCUUGUGAGGAAGGAUGUCAUGCCACAGUCUUUUGGAAGUUAUGAUGAUGCAGAUGGAUGGUGUGGAGUCUCUGUCUCUGCUCACUACCUGACUGACUGCCUCAUUGACGAGUACCAGCGCCAACAGUCAGCCAUAACAUUGCUCAUGCAGGGAACUUUUGGACAGGUCUUGCGGUCUGACCACACCAGGAAGGUGGCGCGAAAAGUGACUUUAUCCUCUGGCACUAUGUCAAGGGAUUGUGUGCGGCAUUCAGAAUUCCGGACCUUCACCGGAGAGCACACUAAAUGGGAUGCGGAGACCACAGACAGUAUUGUCGCAGAGGCCACUGCUGGGACUCUGGAGAACACCUGUGCAUCCCGUACACAGUACAACGCCAACAUUGUGGUCAAGUUGGAUUUGUUCCACUGUAUGCGGCGUUUCACACGGGAGUGCACUUCGAGCACCAUCCCCUCUUCAACACUUCUGUCAGCUCCUCUCUGCGCCUUUUUCGUGGUGGAUCAGGGGGACUGCAGAAGCUCAAGGAUGCGUAUCAGUCUGUGGAAUCAGCCACCACCCAACAAAACAGCACAUCCGAGAGCACUGUAG